Branchiostoma floridae (Florida lancelet) is the source of this 2629-nucleotide messenger RNA. RefSeq names its product E3 ubiquitin-protein ligase TRIM71-like. Gene Ontology annotation, molecular function: ubiquitin-protein transferase activity; protein binding; zinc ion binding. The transcript has a single exon. The record is from RefSeq and is a predicted model, not a curated record. Bases 1 to 1986 code for a protein of 661 amino acids. Lineage: Eukaryota; Metazoa; Chordata; Leptocardii; Amphioxiformes; Branchiostomatidae. Gene Ontology annotation, cellular component: nucleoplasm; chromatin. Gene Ontology annotation, biological process: positive regulation of DNA-templated transcription.
AUGGCGUCGAACGCUAUCAGCGAAAUAACUGAGGAGUUUCUCGUCUGCCAGAUCUGUUUGGAGGACUUCAGGCAGCCUAAGGUGCUGCCGUGUCUUCACACCUUCUGCCAGCCGUGUUUGGAGAGGCUCCUGGCCACAGAGCCGGUAGGAAAACUCUCCUGUCCGACGUGCCGACAGGACGUGCCCCUCCCAGAAAAUGGCGUCCAGGGUCUGAAGUCCAACUUCCUCGUUGGUAAACUGCACGACAUUUUGCGACAACAACCAAAAGGGAGCAAGGAAUCAUCGGAACCACAGACGGAGGGAAUUCCCUGUACGGCCUGUGAGAGAGGCAACCCUGCCGAGUUCUACUGUGUAGAGUGUACCGACUACCUGUGCCACGUAUGUAACGAAACGCACCGUGGACUCAAAGGGACGAGGUCCCACAAAGUUCUAACAAUUAAAGACGUACAAUCAGGCAAAUUUGUUGCGGAGCUCCGCUCAAGAGAGACCUCUAAGUGUGAGGAUCACAACGAACUGAACAAGUUCUACUGUGACACCUGUUACCGGGUCAUCUGUCUGCACUGUGUGGUAACGGCACACAAAGAUCACCAGUAUGUGGAGAUAGAAAAGGCGGCAGAGAGGGAGAGGGCAAAGAUCAAGGCAAAACUGUCGUCAGUGAAGAACACAGCAGGCCUGCAUGAGAAGUGGAUAGAAGAGUUACAAUCAGUAAAGGACGAUUGGCCUUUACAGGUACAGCGUACAGAGGAACAGAUAGAAAAACAGGCAGAGGCUAUCAUAGAGGCCGUUCAGAAGGUGAAAAGUGAAAAAAUCAGUCAGCUUCGCGCCAUGUAUGCUGCUCGGGAGAAACAGAUGGAAGCCGCCAUGGAGGCAGCUGAGAUGGACCUGGCCUCAGUCAAGAGUUGUGUACAGUUCACGGACAAUGUGUUAGAGUACGGAAGUCCAGCGGAGGUCAUGUCGGUGGCCGGAGAACUGACCGCACGGAUGGAGCAAACCGCGGACGAGAAAAUCACAAAGAGGGCUGAACUGACCAACGAUUUAAUGAACUUGACCUUUGACCCACCAGAUGGUGACCCUGAACCGGAGGUUUCAAAAUUGAUAGGUGGGAUAAAACAAACAAGAACUUCAUUCACAAGCACACUGUUAUCAGUUGAAAUAAACGUAGAAAAAGGUAUCCGACACGGAAGUCCUACACUACUAAAAACUGUUGGCCAGAGAGGCAGUGGAGAUGGACAGUUUCUCUCCCCUACAUCACUCGCUGUCACUACAGAUGGAGACAUUGUAGUGACUGAUUAUCACAACAGACGCCUGCAGUUUCUUGACAAAGAUGGGUCAUUUAAGAAGAAAGUUGAAUUGGAGUUUAAGCCAGGGUGUGUGGUGGCACUGACAAACGGUGAUCUGUUGGUGACAGGAGACGGACACAAGAUUCACGUACUGGACAAACAGGGGAGGGCUGCACGUGUCAUCCAGGUGACAGGGGUUGCAGAGAAUGAUAAAACUACACAAGGUAUCUCUGUUGACGGUUUAGGACGUAUCAUCGUAACUUUUGGGUACCAGGUGUUUGUACUCAGUCCCAGUGGUGACGUCAUUCUGAAGUUUGGGGACAAAGGUCAAGGUCCGCAGCUAUUGAGUUCCUACCUCCGUCUGACUGUCAACAGCAGCAACAAAAUCAUCGUUAGUGACAAUGACAACCACAACUUGAAGAUAUUUGACUCCGCCGGUCGUCAUCUCUUCACGUGCGGGUCACAUGGCUCGGGACCUGGUCAGCUGACCUACCCCUGCUGUGUCAUCACGGACAGCGAGGACAACAUCAUCAUGGCUGACUGUGGGAACCAUCGUGUUUCCCUGUUCAGUCAGGACGGCACGUUUAUCAGGCACGUGCUGACACGGGAGGAACACGGACUGAACUAUCCAUUGGGGCUAACGCUGACUCAGGACGGACAUUUGGUUGUUUCUGACUGUCAUUCUAUCAAGAUGUUCAAGGUGUAAUGAAAAGGCUAGUCAGAUCUUCUAAAUUCCUUCCACUGUAUCAUCUGCACCAUAGUAACAAGAAAAACAAAAUAACUCUUUUAUAAGCCCUUCUUCAGCGCCUACAGGUCAGUACUGUUUUCGGAGAAACUAUCAUUCUUGGAUCCUUUAAUAUUUCCACUUAAUCUAUUACAUCAGAUGAUAUCAUAUACAAACCAUGCUUAAGCUCAAGGUGUAAUCUAUAAUGAGAUAUGAAAAUAACAUUUCUAAUGUAUUGAUUAAAUGAAGACAAUAGUAUCUAUAGUCAGUUAUUCAUAUCCAUAUACUAUACAUGAAUUGAAGUUCGCUGAGAUUUAAUUUCGCGGAAGCGCGAAAAUGGACUUUUCGCGGUGGUUUUAAUUUCGCGGUAACACCAUGCACUGUAGUCUCUUACUGUUAUGGAAAAAUGUUCGCGGUGGUUUUCAAUUCGCGUUGAAGCGGCCACCGGAAAACCGCGAAAAUUAAUCCACGGCGAAAGUUUCUGCAUUUAAAGUAUUGUUUCUCAUUGGAAAGACUGUACAUGUGUUAGACAAAACCCUAGUCUUUGCGGAUUGUUCCAACCGCCAUCAUCUAAAAUGAUAGCGAAUCAAGAUCAGAAUACUCAAAGUGACGCGUUUAAAGUCUA